Molecule: messenger RNA, 2289 nt
Organism: Lodderomyces parapsilosis
Lineage: Eukaryota; Fungi; Ascomycota; Pichiomycetes; Serinales; Debaryomycetaceae
Gene: CBK1
Product: serine/threonine protein kinase
Exons: 1
Coding region: 1-2289 (762 amino acids)
Biological process (GO): intracellular signal transduction; peptidyl-serine phosphorylation
Molecular function (GO): protein serine/threonine kinase activity; ATP binding
Source: RefSeq, a predicted model, not a curated record
AUGAACUUUGAUCAAUUAACGGAUGAAGAGAAACAACAACUUUAUCUACAACAUUUACAGCAGCAACAACAACAACAACUACAGCAACAACAACAACAGCUACAGCAACAGCAACAGCAUAACCAGCAGCAAUAUGCCAACCAAUACUCCUCUCAAGGCUAUCAGCUGCUGAAUGUCGUUGCACACAUGAAUCAAGGCGAUGAUAGUUUUAUGGAUGAAGACACAACUGAGUUGAUUGAGGAGGUUCCAGCCCAAUUGGGUAAUCAUUCACCAGUCAGAGGUCAAGAACAACAGCAACAACAGAACUAUCAACAACAGGGGCUUUUGAAUACUUUGCCUCUACAAACGAACACAAUGUCGUCGCCGCGGUUUACCCAACUGGACAAGUUUGACCAAGGAUAUUCGUCCCAUGCUGGUUAUAAUGGCAAAGGAGUUCAAUUCAGCUCCAUAGAUUCCAUGAAUUACCAACCACCGGUGAACAAUUUUACCCAGUUGAAUAACAUGUCAAAUACAAACUUGUCGGAAAUUAGUAGUGGAAAUCACUCAUCCACUCUGAAUUUGACUAAUUUACAUGAGUUGGAUUCGCCACAAGAAACUCCAGUCACAUCAGCUGCUUGGUCGCAACAUGGUCAAUCUAUUGCACAAUCGGCACAAGCUCCAGCACAAGUUGCCCCACAGGGUCUGCAUUCGCCAGUAAGGGCACCUCAACAACAGCAACAACAGCUGCAGCAGCAACAACAACAGCAACAGGCCACCAAUUUAGUCCCACCUUCAACUGGCGCUCGCAACAUCAACCCACCAAGUAAUACAUCCACACACUAUGUACAUUUCAAUAGACAGCCACAUCUUUUACCAAGUGAGAUACAAGAUCGUGGUAAAGCUGUGAAAUUAAAGAUGGAAAAUUUCUACACCAUGGCAGUCAAUCAUGCUAUUGAAAGAAACCAAAGAAGAAUGCAAAUGGAACAAAAAUUAAUUGAAGAAGGUGCUGGGGUGUCAGAAGAACGUAAGAAUCGUCAUAUUCAAAACUAUAGCAAAAAGGAAAAACAAUUUCUUCGUUUAAGGAGAACCAAGUUGUGCUUGGAAGAUUUCGAAACCAUUAAAGUGAUUGGUAAAGGGGCUUUUGGUGAGGUGAGACUAGUACAAAAGAAAGAUAAUGGACACAUUUAUGCUAUGAAGACAUUGUUGAAAUCAGAAAUGUACAAGAAGGAUCAAUUGGCACAUGUGCGUGCAGAGAGAGAUGUGUUGGCAAACAGUGAUUCACCAUGGGUGGUGUCAUUAUUUUACUCUUUUCAAGAUUCGCAGUAUCUUUAUUUGAUUAUGGAAUACUUGCCAGGUGGUGAUUUGAUGACAAUGUUGAUUAGAUGGCAAAUUUUUACUGAGGACAUUACUAGGUUUUACAUGGCAGAAUGUGUAUUGGCAUUAGAGGCUAUUCACAAACUUGGUUUCAUUCAUCGUGAUAUUAAACCCGACAACAUUUUGAUUGAUAGACGUGGACAUAUUAAACUAAGUGAUUUUGGAUUAUCAACAGGAUUCCACAAGACCCAUGAUUCUAAUUACUAUAAAAAGUUACUAGAAGAGAACCCUAGUCAACCUCCAUUACCAGCAAAUCAGCUAACUAGUAACAACAAUGGACGUAACUCAAUGAUGGUUGAUGCUAUCCAUUUAACCAUGUCGAAUCGACAACAGAUGCAAACGUGGAGAAAAUCACGAAGAUUAAUGGCAUAUUCAACAGUUGGUACCCCAGAUUAUAUUGCUCCGGAAAUAUUUGUACAUCAAGGGUAUGGACAAGAAUGUGAUUGGUGGUCACUUGGUGCCAUUAUGUUUGAAUGUCUUGUUGGGUGGCCUCCAUUCUGUGCUGAGACCCCUCAUGAAACAUAUCGUAAAAUUAUUAAUUGGCAAGAAACGUUGCAAAUACCCGAUGAUGUUCAUCUUUCACCCGAGGCUGAAGAUUUAAUUAAGCGAUUAUGUACAUCAGCAGAGCAAAGAUUGGGUAGAUAUGGUGGUGCUGACGAAAUCAAACAACAUCCAUUUUUCCGCGGGGUUGAUUGGGAUACAAUACGUAAAGUUGAUGCUCCUUUCAUCCCCAAAUUGAGAUCAAUUACUGAUACGAGAUUUUUCCCUACUGAUGAGUUGGAAAAUGUUCCUGAUAAUCCAAUCUUGACUAAAGCUAUGGAGCAAAGGGAGUUGGAUGCCAAGAAUGGGGGUAGAAAGAAUCCCAAGGAGGAUUUGCCAUUUAUUGGAUAUACUUAUUCGAGAUUUGAUUAUUUGACUAGGAAAAAUGCGUUGUGA